This is a messenger RNA of Histoplasma capsulatum G186AR, 702 nucleotides long. RefSeq names its product acetyltransferase. Lineage: Eukaryota; Fungi; Ascomycota; Eurotiomycetes; Onygenales; Ajellomycetaceae. Bases 1 to 702 code for a protein of 233 amino acids. The transcript has a single exon. The record is from RefSeq and is a predicted model, not a curated record. Gene Ontology annotation, molecular function: acyltransferase activity, transferring groups other than amino-acyl groups.
AUGGCCUCACCAACAGCAGUUAUCCAAGUCCCUCGAACUCUGCCAUCAUCAUCUGUAGGCUUACUAUGCGAGCGAUACAAAACUGCCCGCCUCCGAGCACUGAAAGAGACUCCACAGGCAUUCUCUUCAACCUACCACAGAGAAGCCGAAUACGACGAUGCCAUCUGGGUUCAACGUCUCCGAAACCCACUCUCCAAAACAUUUGUCGCCCUUCGCACCGAAAGAACAGGCGGUACUGAAAUUAGUGACAUAGAACUACUAGCAGCGAAUGAAUGGCUUGGGAUGAUAGUAAUCUUUGGACCCAGAGCGCUUCCCGCAGAUGGAUCUGGCUCCAAAACUCCCUGGAAACCUUUUCUCCCCUCAGUGAACCUUAACGAACCUCCAGACCCCGCAGCAAUUGUGGGCUAUGAGGCGGCUUACGUCGCCUUUUCCAUGUUUGUUCUAAUUGAUGCAAGGAGGCAAGGGCUCGGACGAAGACUUGUGCAAGCAAGCAUCGAGGCUGUGCGGGCGGAAGCUACGUCUAUGCAUGCAACAAGGGCAAACAUAGGUCUCUUCGUGGAAGCGAAGAACCAAGCUGCCCAGAGACUGUAUAAAGGGUGUGGGUUUAUCUUUCUUCAGGGUGACUCUUCUCUCAAUGGUGUUGAAAUCAACCAGGUCGCGAUGGGAAAGAUUGUAAAGCUUCCCGGUGGGGAUUCUGCAUGA